GCGGCGGCGCCCGGCAUGGCCGGCUCCAAAACAGCGCGGCGUGGGUGCAGCGGUGCCAUCCGGUGCCGUCCGGUUGUAGGGCUGCGGCAGUACCGAGCCGGCCGCUCCCGAGCAGCACCGGGCAUGGACGCUGCAGGCCUCACCCUCAAGCUGCUUCUGAUCGGGGACAGCGCCGUGGGGAAGUCCAGCCUCCUGCUGCGGUUCGCGGACGGCACGUUUGAGCCGAGCCUGAAACCCACCAUCGGUGUUGAUUUUAGAGUGAAGAAAAUGGUGAUAGACGGCCGUGCAGUGCAGCUUGCCAUAUGGGACACAGCAGGACAGGAGCGCUUUAGAACACUGACUCCCAGUUAUUACCGAGGAGCUCAAGGGGUUGUUUUAGUGUAUGAUGUUACAAGAAAAGACACAUUCACAGGACUAGAUGGCUGGCUGAAUGAGCUGGAAGUAUAUACCUCCAAAAACAGCACCGUGAAGAUGUUAGUUGGCAAUAAAACCGAUAAGCCUGAUCGUGAAGUAGAGAGACGAGAAGGACUCCAGUUUGCUAGGAAACGCUCACUGCUUUUUAUAGAGACCAGUGCCAAGACACAGGAUGGGGUGCAACAUGCCUUUGAGGAACUGGCCAUAAAGAUCCUGCAGACCCCAGGUGUUUGCGAUAGUAACACAGAGAAGCAGCGAAUGCAGCUGACAGGAUCACAGCAGGAUAAAAGCUUUUGUGCUGCGUACUGUCCACUUGCUUAACUUCACAGGUGGCUAUUGUGCCUGAAUGGAUUUUGUUGUUAAAGCAGGGUGGGAGCAGUGGUUCCAAGCACAAGUUUGUGCCUUGUUUGACCUGUCACCAGCUGAGUGGAUCCAAACCCCAAACUGAUGAGCAAAGUACUUUUUGUUCAUCAACAUUGUUUCUCUUUCCUUUCUUCACAACUGAGAUCUCCAGGUAUCCUUCUUACCUCACUUCUCUUAAUGCAGAUUUCUAUUACUUGACUAUGUUAGAUCAUAAAGCAUACAAAUUAACUUCUUUACUGCUAGUCAUUUGGAAUAUUCUAAGAUGGUAGGAGCAACCUUGCUAUUAGUGAAUUCUGACCCCUAGACAGUAUCUUACCUGGUGUUCUUGAAAUUAAAUCUGUAUCCUCUAAACAACAUGUUUUUCUUGCAGACUGUAAAAAAAUGCUUGUAAUCUGCAAUACAGAUGUACAGUGAGAUCAAUCUGUCCAUUUCAUAGUUUCAUCAGACCCCUUCGUUUGAAAUGCUGCUAUUUAAAUAUUACCCUCAGUUUUUCACAAGAUAAAGGUACGUUUGUCAUAUAACGUACUUGACAGCGUGUCUCUUGUCAGCCACACUACAGGGCUGGAGAGAGUGAAUAGCAGAAUUGAUGGUCCACCCCCAUGUGAAGGAGUUCUUAUACAUUUGCUGAGGCUACUAGUCUGACACCAGAUGUGUGCUGUCAAGCCAGAGCAAGUGUCUGAUUGUGAGAAGUGCUUGUUCUUGUAGCAAUGGCAACCUCAAUGCUUAUAGGCAGGCAAUGCAUCAAAGGUGCCAGGGUAUGCAUUUGGAGAAGAUGGAUACCGAUGACUGUUCUACACAACUGCUUGGGCUAGGAUUAACGUAGAUUCAGCAAGACUGGUAUGUAAGAAAAGUGCUUUUAAUAUGCAACAUUGUUAGUUUUGCUAAAUGCAGUGGAAGAAGAAGAACAGCAUACUGUUAAGAUACAAGGAAUGAGACUGGUGCAUCAAAAGGUUUUGUUAAGGGGCAUGGUACAUAGGAAAGGUUAGACCUCAGCAGGCAGUGGAAAACAGGAACUAGUUUCAACUAACACAUACCUGUACAAUAUUCAAUUUUCAAAUAAAGCCUGGGUGCUUCCAGAAUCA
Melopsittacus undulatus (budgerigar) is the source of this 1859-nucleotide messenger RNA. Its product is annotated as ras-related protein Rab-18-B-like. NCBI's taxonomy places the organism in Eukaryota, Metazoa, Chordata, Aves, Psittaciformes, Psittaculidae. The coding region runs from base 16 to 735 and encodes 239 amino acids. The transcript has 7 exons. Gene Ontology annotation, biological process: vesicle-mediated transport. The record is from RefSeq and is a predicted model, not a curated record. Gene Ontology annotation, molecular function: GTPase activity; GTP binding.